Molecule: messenger RNA, 1344 nt
Organism: Drosophila erecta
Lineage: Eukaryota; Metazoa; Arthropoda; Insecta; Diptera; Drosophilidae
Product: serine, glycine and glutamine-rich protein
Exons: 1
Coding region: 1-1146 (381 amino acids)
Source: RefSeq, a predicted model, not a curated record
AUGAAGGUGAGUUGUGGCAUCAACGGAUGUGGAUUACCAGCUGGCUGUGUGCUAAACGGAUUACCUUAUCGCCAGGUCUUCAUCUGCCUGUUGGCCACCAUCUGCGCCUGCAAUGCCACCUUCCUGUCCCUUUUGGGCGGCGGCGGCGGCGGAGGAGGAGGAGGAGGUGGCGGAUUAGGAGGUAGCAAGACCACCUACAAUGUGAUAGCCACGCCCAGUUCGGGAGGCGGCGGGGGCGGCGGAUACUCAUAUGGCCAGGGAGGCGGCGGUGGUCAAGGCUAUGCGCAGGGACAUGGCUACGCGCAGGGCGGUGGACAUGGACCCGGUGGCUCCUCGCAGAUCAUCAAGGUCAUUCUGCAGGAGGGUCAGGGCUACAGCAACGCUGGAGGAUCAGCCGGCGGCAUUGUGUCCUCGGGUGGUCAUGGCUACAGUCAUGGAUAUGCCAGUGGCCACGGCUCCUAUGGCGGCCAGCAGGCCCAGAUCUACAAGAUCAUCGAACAGGCCCCGGCUCCAGUUCCAGUUCCAGUUCCAGUCCCAGUCCCAGCUCCUGCUCCCGUUCCCGUUCCCAUUCCGAUUUCGAUUCCCGCCCCUGCUCCGCCAGCUGCGCCCAUUGCCUAUCAUGCUUCCAGUGGCUCCAACGGCUACUCCUAUGGCCAGGGCCAAUCGCACUCCUACGGACAAUCGUAUGCUUCGGGACAUGGCUAUGGUGGUGGCGCCUCCUUCGAUGCCCAGCAAUUCAAUGCCAUCCUGCCGCAGAUCAUCCAGUUGGUGCUGCAGGAGGAUUCCUUUGGCGGCGGCGGCGGCGGCGGCGGCGGUGGAUCCGCUGAUGUGGCUGCCAUCAAUGGCCAGCUGAUCAACGCCUUCGGCUCCAAGGGCAAGGCCAUCAUUUUGAAGAGCGAUCAGGCGCAGGGAGCCUUCUUUAAGAGCGGACAUGUGGUGCAGCGGGGAACCCUGAAGGUGAUGCGCGUCCAGGAGCAGCAGCAGUCCCAGGGCGCUGGUGGCUCCAAGGGAGGCUGGAGCUCCGGUGGAGGUGCCAUUUCCGGUGGCUGGAGUGCCGGAGGAGGUGGCUCGUCCGGUGGCUGGAGCGCCGGAGGAGGUGCCCCGUCCGGUGGCUGGAGCAGCGGUGGUCCACCUUCGGCCUGGUAGAUGCACUGCAUCCGCAGCUCGCCUAGUUAGUUAGACCAAAUGAAUUGUUUUUUUUCACUAUCUUCUAUUCUAUCGUUAUGUAUUUUUUUUCCUAGGCUAAUCCUUCACAGUCAUUAUCAAAAACAAAAAAACAAAAACGAUAAGCAAACAUCCAUCAUUAUUAACCUAAAUUAUUUGUUAAUAAACCAUUUGAACCAA